Staurois parvus is the source of this 307-nucleotide messenger RNA. The record is from the annotation of a GenBank genome assembly. Lineage: Eukaryota; Metazoa; Chordata; Amphibia; Anura; Ranidae.
UACAGGAGAUGACCAGAGACUGCGGACACAGUACAGGAGAUGACCAGAGACUGCGGACACAGUACAGGAGAUGACCAGAGACUGCGGACAUCAGUACAGGAGAUGCAGAGACUGCGGACACAGUACAGGAGAUGACCAGAGACUGCAGACACAGUACAGGAGAUGGCCAGAGGCUGCGGACACAGUACAGGAGAUGACCAGAGACUGCGGACAGUACAGGAGAUGACCAGAGACUGCGGACAGUACAGGAGAUGACCAGAGGCUGCAGACAGUGCAGGGGAUGACCAGAGACUGCAGACAGUGCAGG